This is a messenger RNA of Coccidioides immitis RS, 1314 nucleotides long. RefSeq names its product glycerate kinase. The record is from RefSeq and is a predicted model, not a curated record. Gene Ontology annotation, molecular function: glycerate kinase activity. The transcript has a single exon. Bases 1 to 1314 code for a protein of 437 amino acids. NCBI's taxonomy places the organism in Eukaryota, Fungi, Ascomycota, Eurotiomycetes, Onygenales, Onygenaceae.
AUGAAUAUCCUUGUGGCACCAAGUGGUUUCAAAGAGAGCCUCGACCCUCAUGGCGCCGCAGAUUGUAUCAAAGCCGGGAUCUUGCGCGCCGUGCCAGAUGCAAAGGUCCGAAAGGUACCACUGUUCGAUGGAGGUGAAGGGUUUGCUCAUGCUCUUGUGGCAUCAACUGGUGGCGAGCACAAACGAUUGAAUGUCACCGGUCCAGUAAUGGAAAAGGUGGACGCGUACUAUGGGUUCCUCGGAGGCCGACAGCCACGAACCGCAGUAAUAGAGAUUGCUGAAGCCGCUGGACUCCGCUUGGUACCCAAAGACAGACGAAACCCAGCCAAUACGACAACAUACGGUGUGGGAGAACUGAUAAACGCUGCGUUAAACGAAGGCGCAGACCGGAUCCUCAUCGGCUGCGGGGACUCUGGAACAAGCGACGGCGGGGUGGGCAUGUGCCAAGCGCUUGGAGCACGGUUUUUUGACAAAGAAGGAUACGAACUGCCUCCAGCCACCGGUGGAGGGGCGCUUGGUAAUCUCGCCAGAAUUGACCUCUCAGGAGUCCAUCCUCGACUCAAGCAGGUGCGAGUCGAUGUUCUCUGCAAUUGGAAGAACGUACUGUGCGGGCCCAACGGCGUUGCAAGAGUCUAUGGCCCGCAAAAGGGUGCGACAGCAGACCAAGUCGACCAGCUUUCCUUGGCAUUGGAAACCUACGCAGCCAUAGUAAAGCGCGCGAUAGGAAUAGACGUGGGCACAAUACCUGGUGGGGGUGCUUCCGGUGGACUUGGGGCUGGCUUAGUGUUAAUGGGGGCGACCUUGCGACCCAGGUUCGAGGCAAUCAUUGAAUAUUUUGGAAUUGAAAAGUUGUUUGAUGAAUGCGACCUGAUAUUCACUGCCGAGGGUGGGAUCGAUUACCAAACUCCCCGGGGGAAAAUACCAGGGGAAGUGGCACUCCGCGCAAAACGCCGUGGCCUUCCUGUGGUUGCUAUUGCCGGAACGAUCGGGACAGGUGCCGCGGUCAAUUACGACGCAGGAAUAGAUGCUUUUACCAGCAUUAUCCAGGGUCCGACAAGCCUCGAGGAUGCAGUGGCGCAUGCCCCGAAGCUCCUGAGUGAGAGUGCCGAGUCCGCUAUGCGGAUGGUUAUGAUCGGACACCGGCUCGCGAAAGUGGACGACAAGCCGAAAGGACGCGAUAGAGCCCUCCAGUGGAUGUCUCAGGGGGGAGAUAGCUUCCAACUGCAGAUUCCAGGGCCUAUCUUUAAAUUCUUGCUGAUCUUCAUGUCAUUCUAUCUGCUUUUUUCACGGGCGUUAUUCGCAGCAGAGCAUUGA